Molecule: messenger RNA, 391 nt
Organism: Opisthorchis viverrini
Lineage: Eukaryota; Metazoa; Platyhelminthes; Trematoda; Opisthorchiida; Opisthorchiidae
Exons: 2
Coding region: 23-349 (108 amino acids)
Source: RefSeq, a predicted model, not a curated record
CUGGAUUCCCCGGAAUCAAACCAUGAAGAACAGAAACUCGAUUGAGAAGUCUCGGUUCCGGCUUAUUGGUUGCCUAUGCGUUUUAUUACAUCUUCAGAUCACCUCAUCUCUAGGAAUCCCACUCCGACGACCAGCAUUGGAGAAUGCUGACCCCAAUUUCCUUGAUACGCGCGACCAAAGUCCUUUUGAGUCGGAACUUCCUGAAAGCCGAUUCCCGCGGUUUUUCAUUAGGCGUUACGCGACGGAUGAUGGGCUCAAAUCUACUCCGGCACUGGACCGGUCGGAAGAAAGCUAUCUGCGACAGUUGAUCGCAAGGUCAAAUCAACUGCGUGCUCUGAGAUUUGGCUAAAGGUGUGGCAAUUUUCUGUUGACUUAUGAGAUCAGAGUUUGA